Cladocopium goreaui is the source of this 819-nucleotide messenger RNA. The record is from the annotation of a GenBank genome assembly. Lineage: Eukaryota; Dinophyceae; Suessiales; Symbiodiniaceae.
AUGGCAAGUUGUGUCACCAUGGUGUGGGAGACAGAAGGAUUUCUCAGCCGAAGCCAAAUUGGAGGCUGGGAGGAGAUUGACAUCAAAGUUCAAGUUCAACAAGCCCUGGACAACACUGAGAGGUUUGGACCAUGCUUACUGUACUGUCUGGCGCUGAUGAGGAAGACCGGACGACGCCGGACGAUCCUGAUGCAGCUCAAGGAGAGGAGGAUUCAGAGACAAGUCCAACGGGGCAUUUCGAUUCUGUGGGACAGAAUCAGGGUGGUUGAGUGGACAGUGCAAGGUCGAGAAGAUGGGGAAGGAGAGCCUUUAGAAGAAGGUGAGGAGGCGCAACUUAAGCGAAAAGAGUUCAAGACCCGGAUCUACGACCUGGACGAUUUGCGAGUACAGAAGAAACGCAUGAAGAUUGACCCUCUGCCCCACGAGAAUCUGCUUCCAAAGGAGGAGCGAGAAAAAGUGGGACGCUGGGGUGAGCAGUUUGUGUACCAUUACUUGAAGCAAAAGUUGGAGUCAGAGGAUGCUGGAAAGCGUGUGCUUUGGGUCAACGAGAUUGAAGAAACGGGUUUCCAAUACGACUUGCGGAUCGAGGACGGCAACGGUGAGGUCGACGCUUACGUGGAAGUGAAGACCUCGCGUGCCAAGGACAAACAACUUUUUGAGAUGAGUUAUCGAGAAUGGACCUUUGCACAGAAGGAGGGUGGAAAGUUCGUGAUCUUCCGCGUCUCCAAUGCUGGGAAGGAAGACGUCGAGCUGUGUUCCAUCACCAAUCCGUUUCGCCAAUGGAAGGAGAUGAACUUGGGACUUUGUUUGACUCUCUGA